Messenger RNA from Arctia plantaginis, 258 nucleotides. NCBI's taxonomy places the organism in Eukaryota, Metazoa, Arthropoda, Insecta, Lepidoptera, Erebidae. The record is from the annotation of a GenBank genome assembly.
AUGAUGGCAAUAAUGCAGGAAGGAAAUAAUGAGGUACCAAAGGAAUUCCUGGAUACGGGCCGUACGGGGCGGAGGAACGCGAUGCCUGAUAUCUUGCACCCGCAAGGAGUGGAAGUCACGAGUGCAGACUUGCCCAAUCGAUUGCAACAACUCGUCACUAAUGAUGUAGUGAAUGUGGCGGUUGGGCCAUCAAACGUAGACAUUGGUGUUCAGAAGCCCCAAGAGCCAAGAGCAGGACAAACGCAAACGGAGAGCUGA